Molecule: messenger RNA, 958 nt
Organism: Daldinia decipiens
Lineage: Eukaryota; Fungi; Ascomycota; Sordariomycetes; Xylariales; Hypoxylaceae
Exons: 2
Coding region: 1-816 (271 amino acids)
Source: RefSeq, a predicted model, not a curated record
AUGAUACCCGCCACAUACCUGAAACUCUCACAGGGGGCUUUUCAAGCCCCCUCGCUCAUUUGGGCUUUUACUGAAAGCGAUUUUGCUACUUUUGUUAUCCCAAACACGGUUUUUGGGAUACUCGGGGCUGUUGCAACUUCCCUCUCAAAAGGGGAUCAACCAUCUGGAUUCGAACUACUCCAGCGGUUCUCAAUAGUUGUUGCCUAUAACUGGAGCAACGUGCUCUCGUUUGAUCUCGCGAAUCAAAGAGCUCCUGAAUCUGUUGCUGAAGACUGCAUCAAUAAACCUUGGCGGCCUAUUCCUACCAACAGAAUCACCAGCGACCAGACUCGCCGCGUGAUGCUUGUCUCAAUACCCCUCACCCUCUGGUUCAACUAUUACCUCGGGGUAUGGGAACAAGGGCUAGUCAUCCACAUCACCACCUGGCUUUAUAACGACCUGAGGGGGAUGGACGAGGCUUUCGUCCGCGAGAUACUGAUAUCCGUCGGCUAUGGCAUGUUUAAUAGCGGCUCGCUACAGAUUGCCCUUGGAGACCAAACCGGCAUUAAUUGGAACGGACUUGAAAGAUCAGGCUGGAGAUCGCCUUCGGGGACGGAAAACAGUAGUCUUAUAUCUUGGCGAGGAAAUAUCCAGGUGGUCAAUUGCUUUCUUCGUAUAUUUCUGGACUUGCAUUUGUUCCAUAUUGUGGGACCUUUCAGUAUGGUCCUGCGCUGUACCAGGAAUUCCUGCCGCCGUGAUUAUGUGGCGGGUACUAAAGAUGCGGAAUCAGAAAGACGACCGCCGAAGUUGGCAAUUAUGGUGUCUUUGGCUGCUUAGUCUCUAUUCACUGCCCUUGCUUGGACGGUCAGAUGGCUUUAAGUCGAUUCUAUACUAGGUCAGAAUUGCUGUUAUGAACUUGGGCAAAUUGAAGUCUCAGCGCUGUAACGUUAGUAAAAGCGGCGAAUAAACAAUAUCAUUA